UAUUUUUUCGCGCAUUUUCAAAAUUUUACAAAAAUAAAAAACUUUUAAACACAAAUUUUCCAUCUGAGCUGAUCUAAACAACACAUGUCUGAAAUAAACAUAUUCUUAGUUAGUUCAUGAAUUGAUUAUAAAUAACUUUAUUUAGAUGGUUCUGUUAAUGUACACAACUGUACCAGAUAUGCGGUAUCUAAGAAGAAAGGUGGUCUAGGGAGAAAGGGAAUACACGGAAAUCAUCACCUUUGCAUGAAGGAGAAAUUUCCUAAGAAGACGAUGGUUUUUGCUGGAACCUGGGAUGGACGAAUAUUUGAUGUUCUGUUUGUGCGGGGAACAAUGAACUCAGCUAGUUAUCAAGCACACGUUAAAAACGUGUGCAUUCCUAAGCUGAAGCAGGAAAAUGGAGGCAGUCUACAAGGAAUAACAUGGCAGCAGGAUGGCGCUAAUAUUCAUCGUAAUCCGAAAUUCAUGGACUACCUUGACAAAGAAUUUGAUGGCCACGUUCUAGGCCUUGGAGCAGACCUUAAUGGCCGUGGUGGUCACAGCUGGGCACCACGGUCCCCUGAUCUUACUGUUCUAGACUUUGCCAUUUGGCCAAUUAUGAAAAGCAGGGUAUAUCUCCAUCCAAGGCCAACUACUCUAGAGGAGUUGGAGGAGAAAAUCCUUCAGGUGGUAAGGGAACUAAAUGAGGACCCAGACCUUAUUAGAAGGUGUCACCAAUCCGUAAAGAAAAGAGCACAGUUGUGCCUGGAGAACAAUGGUUCUCAUUGUGAAUACACUAAAUAAUGUAAAUAUGUCUAUAUAAGGAUUUUUUACUGUAAUCGUAGUCUAAAUAUUUUUUUAAACUGUAAUAAUGUAAUGU
Molecule: messenger RNA, 856 nt
Organism: Eurytemora carolleeae
Lineage: Eukaryota; Metazoa; Arthropoda; Copepoda; Calanoida; Temoridae
Exons: 3
Coding region: 244-780 (178 amino acids)
Molecular function (GO): nucleic acid binding
Source: RefSeq, a predicted model, not a curated record